UUGUUUUGUUACUUACAUUUAGUUUAGAACUAACAUUUGAUCUAACAACUAUGAAGUCGCCGUAUUUAUUGUUUAUAAUUUUAUUGUAUUUAAUACAAAACUUGCUAGUGGGGGCCUUUGAAACAACGAGGGAACCAAAGGUGGCAGCAGCAAAGCAAACGACUCUAAAGUUGGCACAUGUGCUUUUUCGUCAUGGCAUAAGAACUCCUGUCAAUACUUAUUCUAAGGAUCCUUAUAAAAAUGAAACCUUUUUUCCCUAUGGUUGGGGUCACUUAACUAAUGAUGGUAAACGAGAUCUUUAUCAAAUGGGCAAAUGGUUGAGUCGACGUUAUAUGGAUUUCUUAGCACCCUACUACAAGCCAGAGUCUGUGUAUGCUAGAUCUACCGCUUCUCCACGCACUCUCAUGUCUAUGGCUACCGUAUUAGCCGGCAUGUUUCCUCCUAAUAACACACCCAUGAAAUGGAAUCCAAAACUGAAUUGGCAGCCGAUACCAAUCUUUUCGGAACCUUUGGAAAGAGAUGUAGUGAGUACUUAUAAAAACACAACUAAUGUAUAA
Molecule: messenger RNA, 557 nt
Organism: Lucilia cuprina (Australian sheep blowfly)
Lineage: Eukaryota; Metazoa; Arthropoda; Insecta; Diptera; Calliphoridae
Product: prostatic acid phosphatase-like
Exons: 4
Coding region: 51-557 (168 amino acids)
Biological process (GO): dephosphorylation
Molecular function (GO): phosphatase activity
Source: RefSeq, a predicted model, not a curated record